AUGGCCAGCCGCAACGACAAAGCCACCCAGGGCGAUGUUGCUGAACCACCAAAGAACGACACUGUUGAACCACCCAACGGCGAUCAACGCUCGAAUAAUCAUUCCUCGGACUCUCGUCUCUCGGACGCCGAGACUAACAGCACCUCCGAUUCCAAUGCCCUCGCCAUUGAUGGCCACAAGUCAAACCCCGACGCCAUUGAUGGUCACAAGCCAAACCCCGACGCCAUUGAUGGCCACAAGUCAAUUGCCGACCACCCAGCCAUCCCAGCCGGGACAAUGGCAAAGUUCCCAUCACAAUUCUACGCCAGGAAAGAACACGUCAAGAUCAACAGAAAGAACCAUGUUCAAUUCCUUCUUUGCCCUUCUUUCAGAAGGGACGAUCCCGAACUUUUCAACGUAUUUCACGAAAGGAUGAAGCAUGCAGAGAAAUCGAAAGGGUCGUUUCGAUUCUCCAUCGCGGACGGACCUAUCUACAGCGACCCCGUCCUGGCCAAAGCCGAUGGCGUAAGCCGAGUAGGGCAUCUCAGGAGCAAGGGCGGGAACACUUUCAAUAUCACUUUGCCUCCUCUCGGAUCCCUUCCUGAGUCCGAGAUAAAGCUAGGGUCGGUAAUGAGCACAUUGACCAACGGCGUCAGAAACCUCGGUUUCAAGAUCGACAUCGACGGCAAAACGGAAACAUUCGAAUGGAGACAGACGAGAGGCAGAGAGGUCAAACUGACUCAUCGCGUUCAUGAGGGUUGGAAACUGGUUCGGACAUCGCGCUUCAAACCCGAAAUGGGAGGCGAGCGGAAAAAGCGAGUCUACGGCUUUUCCAGCGACGGAGCUGAGAUUUUGGCCAUUCUGUCAAAGAAGAAGUACGUGAAGGACAAGGAGAGCAAGGAAGAGAAGACGGACAGGGCGGCCUGGAAGGAGAAGAAGGCAAAGGAGGGGCCCAGAAUCAAGCACGGCCGCUACAUGUUCACCUUCAUGGGCAAAGGUCUCACAGGCACUCUGGGACAGAGAUGGGAGACCAUGGCGGUCAUUUCAGGUCACAUUUUGUGGCUUGCACAUCGUGAUGAACCCUCAAAGGCUCUUUUAGUGGCGGGGGCCGUGGUUGCAAUCAUAGUUGUUGUCUAG
This is a messenger RNA of Colletotrichum karsti, 1116 nucleotides long. RefSeq lists its product as uncharacterized. NCBI's taxonomy places the organism in Eukaryota, Fungi, Ascomycota, Sordariomycetes, Glomerellales, Glomerellaceae. The transcript has a single exon. The record is from RefSeq and is a predicted model, not a curated record. The coding region runs from base 1 to 1116 and encodes 371 amino acids.